Gavialis gangeticus (Gharial) is the source of this 6313-nucleotide messenger RNA. RefSeq names its product ring finger protein 43 (gene RNF43). The transcript has 9 exons. Gene Ontology annotation, biological process: Wnt receptor catabolic process; ubiquitin-dependent protein catabolic process. Lineage: Eukaryota; Metazoa; Chordata; Crocodylia; Gavialidae. The record is from RefSeq and is a predicted model, not a curated record. Gene Ontology annotation, molecular function: frizzled binding; ubiquitin protein ligase activity. The coding region runs from base 1979 to 4471 and encodes 830 amino acids.
UGCAGUCCCAGGGGAGGGAGGCAGAGAGCUGGGAACACAGAAACUCCAAACCACGGUCUUCCUCCAGGGAGUUGAUCUGGAAGGAAAGCUCUUCCACGACUUUGGCUGAAUUUUUCAAGUUCACUCCGCAACUGAGAGUCUCUUUUUUCCUUCUGGGAUUUGUUGCUGGUUUUAGAAUGAUAGCAGCUUGCCUGGGUUUACUGCUGGAUUGCUGCUGAUGUUCCAGACUUCGCUUUCUUUCUUACUUCCUACACUUACAGCUCAUAAUUUUGUGUGCUGUAGUGAGAGAAGAAAUUUCUAUUUCAAGGGAAUUUUCAGAAAUACUUUUGGAUUCUUCCUAAAACUCUUUAGAUUAUAUCUGGAAAGUUCAUUUUUAGCCAUGCCUGGCCCCAGGAGCUUUCAGGCGGUUGUAUAUUUCUCCCUUUGAUCCUCUUGGAUUCCCUUUCAGGUGGAGAAAUUCCUCUAGCAUCUGCCUGCCUAGGGCAUGUGUAUACUUUUUUUCCCCCACCCGGCAAAGUAACAGACUGGUUAAAAAAGACAAUUUUUAUUAAGCUCUUGAGACUUGUUUUUGUCCAGGAUUUAUAGAAACAUUUCCAUCUGUUUCAACCCCUGUGGAUUGCUGCAGGCAGACUGCUCAACAGGUUUGCAGACUGAUUUUUUAAAAUCCCUUUUUCCUGAAGAAUGAACAGUGUAACCGAUAUGUUUUAGUUGCAGAAUUUCCUUCCAUUCUCUGCAGUUAUGAAGACUCCUUUUUUUUGGUGGAACUUUGGAUAGUCCAUGGAACUCUAUUUCUUAGAACUAGUAGUUUGUGUUAAAGAUUGUAUUAACAUGUGCUUGAAAGCAGUGAUAACUGAUUGCAAGUGUGAAUAGGACUAAUAGGAACCAAAAAACGGCAUAUUUGUACCUUUUUCUUUGGAACCUAUACCUAAACUUUGAGUGUUUGGAGACUUUGACUUUUACUUUUUAGGAAUUUGAAAGCAUCUUGAGAAGUCUUUCAUUCCAUUAAUCAACAAUAAGAACUGGUAAUCACAGGCUUUAUAGCUUAAUAGAUUCAAAAGGCAAGUUACUGGAGGGUCCCUAUUUUUUUAUGCCAGACCAAGAGAAUUAAUCUUGAUUCUCAAGCUGAAGUGAGUGAAGCAUUUCUGACAGGAAAGGGAAUGGCAAAAAUCAAAUAGAAUUGGAGGAGAACAACACAGUAGGAAACUUUCACCCCUUUCUUUUUAUUUAAAUUAAACUUUAAAGCUACUGCUAUAGUAGCUGAAGGGAGAGAGCCCCUUUAGUAUUAUUGUUUAAUAUGUGGAAUUGAUGGAGGACACUGAUAACUAUAAUUAAUGCUAAAUCAAAACAGAUUGUGCUUUUGUGAAUGGGACAUGUGGGAAAGACAGCUUUGUGGAGAGAAGGCCAAGUGUCUUCCCCAGACAUCUGAGAUGGAGGGGUUCAACCUGUUAAUCCUCCCAGAACUAAAGCAGGAGAGAUAAGGGUGCUUUUUCCAUGGAGGACUCUGUCCCUAUUAUUGGACCUGGCGGGACUGAAGAUGUCUUAAUGCUAUAUGGCAUUCCUCUAGGUUCAGGCUGGUUUCUUGUCUAAUGGCCACUUGUUCCAUCUGUAUUGAUUUUUCUGGAUUUAUCCUCUGCAGGAUGAGAAACACUGAUUGAAAGUUUUUGGUGGGUUGGAAUUGUUUUGUUUUGUGUUUUUUCUUUUGGCAAUUUUUCAUUAAAGCCCCAGAGGCCUACGAGCACAUGGCAUCAAGGAAAAGAUGAUGGUGAGAAACAGAAGAGGAGUCUACUAAAGAACGCUGGGAGAAAGAAGCUGCAGAUAACUGAGCCCCUUUCCCUCCUUCUCAUCUGCCCUACUGACUGAAAUCAAGCAGGAGCUCUAAGCUCAACCAGCUUUGCCUGCUGUUGGAAAACUGCUGGCAGAGUGAGGACUCAUUCCUGAGCGGUAUGUGUGGUCAAAGUGCACUGCUGCAGCUGGUAGCAUGAGUGCUGGCCCCCAGCUGCAGCUGGCUGUCCUCUGGCCUUGGCUGCUAAUGGCCACCCUUCAGGUAGGACUUGGUCAUACAGGGCUGGCAGUCGCCGCAGCAGUGGAGUCAGAGAGAUCAGCAGCUCAGAAGGCAAUCAUUAGGGUGAUCCCCUUAAAAGUGGAACCAAUCACAUUGGAAGGAGUGUUUGCUAAUGUUGCUGAGGUUACUCCAGCUGAAGGAAAACUGCUGCAGUUCCACCCGUUGUCCUUGUGUAACACCAGUGAGGACGAGCACACAGAGUCAGGAUUCAUCACGAUUGUCAAGCUGGAACGACCAGAUCGCGAUCUCCACCCAUGCCUAUCGCUGGCCAACAAGGCAAAGCUGGCAGGAGAACGGGGAGCUCGUGCCAUCCUCUUUGACAUCACGGAUGAUAAAACUGCUGCUGAUCAGCUGAGGAAGCCCAGGGGCCUCAGUCAGCCUGUGGUUCUGAUCUGGGGUCAUGACGCUGAACUACUGAUGGGCGUUGUGAACAAGAACAGAGAGGCCCAUGUGAAGAUAGAGGUCAAGGAGCCACCAGCUUGGCCGGACUAUGAUGUGUGGAUCCUCCUUACAGUGGUGAGCACUGUCAUUGUCAUCGUUUUGAUUUUUGUCAUUCGCACCAAGUGUCAUUUCAACAGGACUCAGGAUUCCUUGCAGCAGCAGACCAUGCAGGCGAUCAGCCAGCUAGCCACACGUACAUAUCCAGUCCGGUGCCAACGGGCCCCUCUGUGGGAUUCAGCAAGCAGCUGCAGCUCAGCCCCAAUGUGUGCUAUCUGUCUGGAGGAGUUCAGUGAGGGUCAGGAGCUGCGCAUCAUUUCCUGUUCCCAUGAGUUCCACCGAGAGUGUGUUGACCCCUGGCUGCAGCAGCACCACACCUGUCCACUCUGCAUGUUCAACAUCCUCGACAGGACCCCACUUGCUCAGCCCAUGCAUUCCAGCCAGAACCCCCAGGACCUGGAGCUUGGACAGCGCCUCCACCUCUUCCAGCAGCAUCCAGGACAUGCCCUUUAUCACUUCUCACAUGUCUAUGGCCAGAGCCCCAGAAGCUUUUCCUCACAUAUUCCCCGUGGCAACCCCUUCUUCCAUUCCCCAGAGCUCUCCCAGCUGGAUUUUAACACCGUGCACUACAUGCCAUACAGGCCAGCAGGCCCUAUGCCCACAUGCAGACAUCAGCCCCCACUGGCCCAAAGUCUUCUCAUUCAGCAGCACCGCAAGCCUCCAGCAUGUGGGCAGACAUUGUCUUCUCACAUGACUUGUCCCCUUCAGCACCAGUCCUCUUGUCUGGGGAUCAGGACUUCCCUCACACCAAAGCAGCACCAUGCUACUGCUCUUCGUUGGGCAGCCAGUCAUGGGAGGCAGCAAAACAGCAGUGGCUCAGGAGAGAGCUACCUCACUGAGCACAGUGGCUAUCUGGCAGAUGGUCCAGGCAGUGACUCCAGCUCGGGGCCCUGUCAUGGUUCCUCCAGUGACUCCAUGUUGAACUGCACAGAUGUCAGCCUCCAGGGCAUCCAUGGCAGCUGUUCUACCUUCCGCAGCUCUCUGAGCAGUGACUAUGACCCUUUAGUGUAUUGCAGCUCUGAAGGACCAACCACUGACUAUGGCCAGGACCAGCCCCUGCCUUCAAGAGAGCCAAGGCCAAGGUCUUUGGACUUUAUGGUGACUGGCAGUGCUGCCCUGCCCCAGCCUCAGAUACUUAGCCAUAUCCAUUAUCACCACCACAGACACCAUCACUACAGGAAAGGCCUGGAAUGUCCAUCUGGGAGACCAGGCCAGGACUCUGGCCAGCGCAAGUCCAGAUAUUCUGGGGCCAAAAUGGGCUUGCACAGUGCUCAGAUACAAAAGAAGGCUGAGAAAGUUCGUCACUGCCCGCAGCAUCUUGAAAGGAUCUCUUUACCUCAGGAUGCACUUCUUUCAGGACAGCCUUCCUGUCUGCAGCAAAGACAUGACCCCUCAAAAACCCCUUCCUUGUCUGCAGACCAGUCUGACUUCAGCAAGGUGGCCGUCAGACCAGUUGGAGCAGCUGGUUCAUUCCCUUUCCAGCUGUCCCAGAAAUACAGCUUACAAAGUCGUCAUCACAGAAGGAAAAAGAAGGGCCACCUGGAGCCUUCCCUGGCUCACCUUCCAGAGGACUCAGACAUGCACAAAGCCUGUAAUGUUCACAUUCACUAUGGUCAACCCUCUGGCUAUAGCUGCUCCCAAGAAGUUCAGCCACUCAUGUCAAGUGGCCCUUUGCCCUAUUCCUCAGGCUCUCAGGUGGUUUGGAAGUGCCUAGUCCCACACUCAAACUCAGAACCCCAGCAGCAGAGACAAGGACUAUCAGAACAGGAGACCAAGCCCAUAUUUCCAGGUGAUUUCUCAGGGACAGGCACAACAGAAGACAACACAGGUCCCUACCUUCACUGCCAAACUCUGCAACAUAACCAGGGAUCUGAAGAGGGGAUCCAAGACAUGUAUGAACAUUCAGUUUAAUAACAGAUGAACUCACUUGCCUACUACAGAGAGCCAGAGAAGACAAAGACAUGCAGAACAGCAACAAGAAGUGGAAUCCUUCAAGAUCAGUGGCACACUGUCUGUUUCUCUAAGCAGGGAGCAUCAUUACUAGUCCCACCCUGCUUGCCCCACAUUGAUAAGCAAACUAUGCUUAUAAUUUACAUGGUACCUGGUCUUGGCCUCUGCCCUACACAAUGCCACAUUUUGUGGUCACAAAAACACCAGUCAAUAUUUCCAUGUCCCCUUCUUCUUCCUAGCUAACACACACUCAUUCAAAAGCAUGCUCUGUGCAUGGACUUAGAUGCGUAGAGCCAUGUCUGGUGUGCAUGAGCUGGAAAGUAUUCCAGGUGGUGUAAGCAGGAAGUGUUGCAUGGCCACACCUCUGGAGGGCUUAGAAGUUUGGCUAAAUGUUUGGAAAACAGACAAACAUGCAAGACCAAAGGCUGCAGAAAUAAUAUGUAGCCAGGUAGCUCCUGUCUUCUGCAUUUCCUCAUUUAGGUCAGUCACACCAGCCUAUUUCAUUUAACUCCUUACACUCUUAUUUCCCAAACAUAAGCACAAACAUAAUUCUGUUCCAUUUCUACACUACAGGAGCUCUCUGAGGUCCUUACCUUGCUUCAGGUCCAGUAGAAAUUAAGGAUCCUUUCCACUUAGCAACUCACUGCCCUUUAGCUAGAGUCAUCAGGUGACCUCCUAUGCUUUGCCUGCACUAGGAUCCUAAUGAAGGAAGAGUGAGAAGGAUCUGGAGGAUUUGGGCAGCAUUUUCACAAGUUGAAGAGCUAAUCCUUUCACUGCUUCUCAGAAUCUAUCUUCUCACCUGGGAAUAUGAACACAAAUUCCUCAUCCCUCCCACCUAUUGCAAAAGUAAAUGUUAAAGGGUAGCACUGUGACCAUACCUGCCUAAAUCAGGCAUAAUGCAGGUGUCAAAGCUAAGAAGCACCUGUCUUGAGAGUUGCAGGAAAAUCCAUGAGGUGGCAUGGCUCCUUCUCCCAUUCUUCAGUAUGGUAAUCAUCAUCACCAAAUGCCACAGUAAGAAGUACUUGGACAUUUCCUGUGAAGCCUCUGCAGCAGUAAAUGCCAGGCAGAGGCCCACUUGCUAAUACUGUUGUAGUUUUGCAGGUUUUGAAAAGUAGCCAGCUCAUGCCCUUUUCCAGCCUAUUUAUAAUGAAGACAGGAGGUCUGAGAAGUUUUGUUUAAUUCCUGUUUGUAUUUUAUUUUGGAGACAGCAGGAGUUUUUAUUCCCCCAGUUUAAUAAUACAAGGACAUUCCAUGAACUAUAAAGGUGAGAAAUUUAAAACUGAUCAAACAAAAUAGUUUUUCAUAAAACACGGGAUUAGCAGGAGAACUCCUUGCCACAGAGUCAUUCAGGCCAAGAGAUUAGCCAGAUUCAAAGAGGGGUUGGACAGGUAUGUGGCAAACAGGAAUAUCCAGAGUUUACAGAGUUAAUGCUCAUGAGCUUUAGGAAAAGAUGGUAUAUCUCCUGCCAUGGGUCUAAAGCCAAUUUCCACCUGUUAAAAAUCAGGAUGGGAGUCAGUGGGCAGAGGGAGCAUGGGGAGGCAUUACCCUGUCUACUACUGUAGGGUUUUUAGUACCUUGCUGUGAAGUAUCUGGUGUUCGUCACUGUCCAACACAGGACACGGGACUGUAUGAGCUUUGGAUCUAAUCCAGUCUUCCCUGAACCCAUUCCUGGUUUUGAUAUAACAUUUUUGCAGGGAAGGAUGGGUAUUCUCUGCACAAUUUACUGUGAACUCUUAACACUUUAGUCUUUAAGAAAGGCUUCUUUUCCCCCAGGUGUCAGUCACUGAAAUCAAGCAGCUGGUA